This is a messenger RNA of Peromyscus leucopus (white-footed mouse), 1769 nucleotides long. Its product is annotated as cytochrome P450 2D27. The transcript is spliced from 10 exons. The record is from RefSeq and is a predicted model, not a curated record. The coding region runs from base 189 to 1691 and encodes 500 amino acids. Gene Ontology annotation, molecular function: oxidoreductase activity, acting on paired donors, with incorporation or reduction of molecular oxygen, reduced flavin or flavoprotein as one donor, and incorporation of one atom of oxygen; heme binding; iron ion binding. Lineage: Eukaryota; Metazoa; Chordata; Mammalia; Rodentia; Cricetidae. Gene Ontology annotation, biological process: arachidonate metabolic process; xenobiotic metabolic process. Gene Ontology annotation, cellular component: intracellular membrane-bounded organelle; cytoplasm.
GGGGUGAUUCCACAGUGCGUGGCGAGCCCCUCUGUGCCCUUCCUGCGCGGCCGUCCCGGGCUGCGAGUCCGUGGUUCCUAGCCCGUUCUCCUGGUCUCCGCUUGGCCCUCAGUUUCCUUUGUGUCUGUCCUGAUCCCAGUAGUCUGGAGCAGGUGUUCCCAAACAGCCUGGGAAGCAGUGGGGCAGCCAUGGCGCUGUUGAUUGGAGAUGGCCUGUGGUCUGUGGUCAUAUUCACGGCCAUCUUCCUGCUUCUGGUGGACCUGAUGUACCGACGAAAGUUCUGGACAGCCCGCUACCCUCCAGGCCCUGUGCCAUUACCUGGGCUGGGCAACCUGCUGCAGGUGGACUUCGAGAACAUGCCAUACUGUUUGUCCAAGCUUCGACAACGCUAUGGUGACGUGUUCAGCCUGCAGAUGGCCUGGAAGCCCGUGGUUGUGAUCAAUGGACUGAAGGCGGUUCGGGAAGUGCUGGUGAACUGUGGAGAGGACACCUCUGACCGCCCUCCAAUGCCCAUCUAUGAUCACAUGGGCUUUGGGCACAAAUCUAAAGGUGUUGUCUUAGCACCUUAUGGACCCGAGUGGCGAGAGCAGCGAAGAUUCUCUCUGACCACCAUGCGAGACUUCGGCCUGGGCAAGAAAUCCCUGGAACAGUGGGUGACGGAGGAGGCUGGCCACCUCUGUGAAGCCUUGGCCAAGGAAGCUGGACAACCUUUUAAUCCCAUCACCCUCCUGAAAAAAGGUGUAUGCAAUGUGAUUUCAUCCCUCAUCUAUGCCCAUCGCUUUGAGUAUGAAGACCCUUUCUUUAACAAGCUGCUCAAAAUAUUACAGGAAAGUUUGGGAGAGGAUUCUGGCUUCAUUGCUGAGGUGCUGAAUGCUGUCCCAGUGCUUCUUCGCAUCCCUGGCCUGCCUGGCAAAGCCCUCCCCAAGCUGACCGAGUUCAUAGACUCACUGGAUAAGAUGUUGAUUGAUCACAAGACAUCCUGGGACCCCGCCCAGCCUCCCCGAGACCUGACAGAUGCCUUCCUGGCUGAGAUAGAGAAGGCCAAGGGGAAUCCCGAGAGCAGCUUCAAUGAUGGGAACCUGCGUGUGGUGGUGGCUGACAUGUUCAUGGCAGGGACAGUUACCACCUCUACCACACUGUCCUGGGCCCUGCUGCUCAUGAUCCUGCACCCGGAUGUGCAGAGCCGCGUCCAACAGGAGAUUGAUGAAGUCAUAGGGCAGGGGCGGCAUCCAGAGAUGGCAGACCAGGCCCGCAUGCCCUACACCAAUGCUGUCAUUCAUGAGGUCCAGCGAUUUGCAGACAUUGUCCCAGUGAAUAUACCACACAUGACAUCCCGCGACAUUGAAGUACAGGGCUUCCUCAUCCCCAAGGGAACGACCCUCAUCCCCAACCUGUCCUCCGUGCUGAAGGAUGAGACUGUCUGGGAGAAGCCCCUCCAGUUCCAUCCUGAACACUUCCUGGAUGCCCAGGGCCGCUUUGUGAAGCAUGAGGCCUUCAUGCCAUUCUCAGCAGGCCGCAGAGCAUGCCUGGGGGAGCCUCUGGCCCGCAUGGAGCUCUUCCUCUUCUUCACCUGCCUCCUGCAGCGCUUUAGCUUCUCGGUGCCUGACGGACAGCCCCGGCCCAGCGACCAUGGCAUCUACGCAUUGCCAGUUACCCCAAUCCCCUACGAGCUCUGUGCAGUCGUGCGCUAGCAAGAACAGCAGCUCCAACCUUCUCCCAAGCUUGUGCUAAUUGAUGUCCAAUAAACCUGUUCUGUGGCUGCCACUCUU